This is a messenger RNA of Diaporthe amygdali, 825 nucleotides long. RefSeq lists its product as uncharacterized. The coding region runs from base 1 to 825 and encodes 274 amino acids. The transcript has 3 exons. The record is from RefSeq and is a predicted model, not a curated record. Lineage: Eukaryota; Fungi; Ascomycota; Sordariomycetes; Diaporthales; Diaporthaceae.
AUGCAUGCAAUUAUGGCCGCAAAGGGUGGCAGCGAACUGGGCCAGGAGACGUCAAAGAUAAAAUUCCUAAGCCUCAAACCAAUUCACGUGCGGAAGAGCGACGCGGCUGGCGCCAACGGCGCUGCGUCGCGCGCGCCCACGUCUAGUCUCCAGCGCAAUCGUGAUGGAGCCAAGAGUAUGUUCCACAAAAGACGCGCCGCCCCAAUCCCGAAACUCAUCGCAGUCAUGUCUGGCAGCCAGAAAAUUGACACUCCCCGCCUAAUGCCCUUCAAUGCCGGCAAAGAAGGCAACAUGGUCCGGUCGGUUACGAAGAAAGAUGCCGCUGUCGCAUAUCGGGGUCUGCCGUUGCCUUCGGUACCUGAGGAUAUCGUCAUACCGGCCGUACUCGACUUGAACUGCGACGAACGCCUAUGGGUGCCUCAAGCACCGGACGUUUGGUUUCGACCUUUGGUUUUCAACGUGUCUCAGGGUUAUUUCGUUAAUGUUCUGCGUGUCCGCAAGUCGGGCAUAUUGUCUCGUCAUCGUCAUGCCGGCCCAGUACAUGCGUUUGUCCUCCGUGGCCGCUGGCAUUACCUCGAGCACCCGUGGUGGGCGACAGAGGGUGGUUUCGCUUUCGAGCCGCCGGGUGACAUUCACACCUUGGAAGUCCCUGACGACGUGGAGGAGAUGGUAACCCUGUUCCAUGUGACGGGGGCUUAUAUCUAUGUAGAUCCGGAUGGCAACCCUACCGGCGUCGAAGAUGUAUUCAGCAAGCUUGAUAACGCGAAGAAACAUUACGAGGCCGUGGGAUUGGGCGCUGAUUUUGCGAACCAGUUUGUGCGAUAA